UUCGCCCUUGACGGCCACAGCCAUGUUUGCGGCCAGGUUGGUGUGCCUUCGGGCACUCCCAUCACACAGUCUUCGCCCGGCACUUAGUCAGCUUUCACCAGGCUUGAGGAAUUCCACUCUGAAGACAAAUCAGUGUCUCUUGCAGCCUUAUCAGGGAUAUGCCACCAAAGCCAGGAUGGGUCUGCGCCGGGGGAAAACAGUUGAGGAACUUAAGGAAGCGGCUUUUGAACCUGCAAUGGAAAGGAUCUUCAAAGUGGAUCAGAUGGGACGAUGGUUUGUUGCUGGAGGUGCCGUCGUUGGCCUUGGAGCUCUCUGUUACUAUGGCCUGGGGUUGUCUGAUGAAAUCGGAGCCAUCGACAAAGCCGUCAUUUGGCCACAGUACGUGAAAGACCGAAUCCAUUCCACCUACAUGUAUUUUGCAGGAAGCGUUGGCUUGACGGCAGUGUCUGCUGUAAUGGUCAGCAGGGCUCCUGCCCUCAUGAGUCUAAUGAUGAGGGGCUCUUGGCUGGCGAUCGGCGCGACCUUUGCAGCAAUGAUUGGGGCCGGGAUGUUGGUUAGAUCAAUAGAUUACGAGCAGAGCCCUGUCCCGAAGCACCUUGCUUGGAUGCUGCAUGCAGGUGUUAUGGGUGCAGUGGUGGCUCCUCUGACUCUUCUUGGUGGCCCCCUGCUCAUCCGAGCCGCCUGGUACACAGCCGGAAUCGUGGGCGGUCUCUCAACGGUAGCCAUGUGUGCCCCAAGCGAGAAGUUUCUGAGCAUGGGAGCACCAUUGGGAGUAGGCUUUGGCCUUGUACUUGCCUCUUCUCUCGGAUCCAUGUUCUUCCCUCCAACAUCUCUCUUUGGGGCUGGCAUGUACUCCGUUGCUGUUUAUGGUGGAUUGGUACUUUUUAGCAUGUUCCUGCUCUAUGAUACCCAGAAGGUUAUAAAGCGUGCAGAGACCCAACCAUUGUAUGGCAUGCAGAAGUAUGAUCCCAUAAAUUCGUGCAUGGGCAUUUACAUGGACACCCUCAACAUCUUCAUCAGAGUAGCCACCAUCCUCGGCAUCAGCGGCGGUGGCAGGAAGAAGUAAAUGGUGACUCGACAGGUCAUCCGAAGCUUCGGUUUUCUCCGCUUAGUGCAUAGCAUCGAAUAAAAAUAUCGUGUAUGUGCAGGAGCCGUUGUGGAGAAGUCGGAUUUCCCAGCAUUUCAGCAUGAUCAUUGAGGUGUUUUCACUGUAAUGUGACUUGAAUCUUAGUUCCCUGGUUCAACUUAAAAAUAAAUAAGAAGUGGAAACUGGAUGGCUGCAUUACCACGCAAUCACUUCACCGUACAAUCACUGCAGCCCGGUUCUGGGAUUUUCAAUAUGGGAAAAGCAGUUUCAGUACGUGUAUAUUUGUAAGUUGUGUUCCUUCCUUUGGAAUAGGGAAAGAUCGAUGGUGUAUAAUUUUUGAACAGCAGCCAAAGAGAGUUGCUGUGUUCACACUAUCAAGUGUUCCAGUGGCAGAUGGAUGUGGGCUCGGAAGCUUGUUAAUACCGAACAGGUGACUAAUUUGUGCUGAAAUAUGUAAGCAGCGGGCAGAUCUACUCCGAUGAUGGCAGACAAAAUGAGUUGGCUUAAAAAUUAGGACUUGAAAGGGAUAAUUGGUGGGAUCCUCUUUGCAUUUUAGCCGAGAAGUAAGGGGACCGGCAAGCAAGACACUUGGGCACUUUAAUAAAUGCAGCAAGUCCUUGACAAUCCCAGAACCAAUACUGAAGUCUUACCAAUCUAGGAGUGGUGGAGGUAGGCGCCUAACAGAGGGUGUAGCUGAAAUUCGACCAUACACAAAGGGCAAAAUAAAUCCAUUUGGGAAUUUCAGACCUCAUUGUUUUUCUCAAAAGUCAAGCAUGACUCAGUCUGUUUUCAGAUGUUUUCUGUAUACCCAGCUAAGAGGUCUGGGCUUCCUUACCUGGACAUCCACAGUUUCUAAAACAAAAGUUGUAAUCAUAGUUUUAUUUGUGAGAAGCACAUUUAAGCAUUUGCAAUAUUUUCUAAGCUGAAGAAACUCUGAUGUGGGUGAAUUCCUCAGAUGCAUAAUGAAAGUGAUUCCGGGAAGUUGCUGGGGCACUCUAGUGCUGAUCUGUUGUGUGUCGCAGCAGUUCAGCCUCUUUGUUUUUCCUUUCACUUGGCUAACUUAACCAUGCUUGUACCAGUUUUAAAAACAAUAAAGUCCUAGCCCAGCACUUGGUGGCCAUUGUUUUC
Molecule: messenger RNA, 2215 nt
Organism: Gekko japonicus
Lineage: Eukaryota; Metazoa; Chordata; Lepidosauria; Squamata; Gekkonidae
Gene: GHITM
Product: growth hormone inducible transmembrane protein
Exons: 8
Coding region: 23-1066 (347 amino acids)
Cellular component (GO): mitochondrial inner membrane
Source: RefSeq, a predicted model, not a curated record